Molecule: messenger RNA, 3507 nt
Organism: Notolabrus celidotus (New Zealand spotty)
Lineage: Eukaryota; Metazoa; Chordata; Actinopteri; Labriformes; Labridae
Gene: dolk
Product: dolichol kinase
Exons: 2
Coding region: 284-1882 (532 amino acids)
Biological process (GO): dolichyl monophosphate biosynthetic process
Cellular component (GO): endoplasmic reticulum membrane
Molecular function (GO): dolichol kinase activity
Source: RefSeq, a predicted model, not a curated record
GAUAUUUUUGCGUCUGUACCACGUGACCCGGCUGUCAAACAUGGCCCCCUCCUACUGGGUGUGAAGGAAGAGACAGCUGACAAAGGAAAGAAAUCUGUCUUUAAGGACGGCACAGCUUCACAUGAUAACACACCGUCAGCCGGAUAAGACUGCCCUGAUGUGAUAUCCUAAGAAAGCAAACAUGCCUGCCAAAUGAUGAAGUGUGCCAGAGAGAGGAACUGACAGAAGAAGGCCUUCAUUGUUGCAGACCAUCUGUUCAGAUCAACCCUCCUCCCUCCUUUAAAUGCCUGCCUCCAUCCAACCUGCAGCCAUGCAGAUCAAUCCAGUCUACGUGGAGUCCUCUGUAGUUCUGGCUGUGGUGCUGUGUGUCCACAUGGCAGUCUGGAACCAGCACUCCUGGUGCAUCAUAGCCCUCUUCAUCCAGGCUUUCUACGUCCAGCACAAAUGGGACCGUCUGCUCAGGUCGGGUGCGGCAGUUUUCCAGUUCCGCCCUUCGGCCAGCAGCGGCAUCGUCCCUGCCUCCAUGGUGAUGCCUUUGCUGGGCCUGGUACUGAAAGAAAAGUGCUCUGCCUCAGGGAAUGUCUUCUUUGAGCGCUUCUCCAUGGUGGUUACCAUCACAGGCAUGAUGCUGGCUCUUUUUCUCUCCCUGAUCGCGUUGGGAAUCACAAGACCGGUACCCACAAACACUUGUGUAAUUGCAGGCCUGGCAGGCAGCGCGAUUCUCUACACUACAAAACAAACGCUGACUGUGUCGGAGGUCAUCGAGGUCCUGGAGGUCCUUCUGAUCUUUGUUUAUCUCAGCCUGAUUGUUCUCUACCUGCUGCCGCGCUGCUUCACACCUGGAGAGGCACUCCUGGUGGUUGGGGGAAUCAGUUUCAUCGUGAACCAGCUCAUCAAACGCUCCCUGAACCUGGCAGAGGUCAAGGGGGAUCCAGUGAACUAUUUCCUGCCCGUCGUGGUGGUGGGCUCACUGCUGCUAGGAGUUUUCUUCGCCCUCCUCUUCUGCUUCAUGGAGUCGGAGACCUGGGUGUCGUCUCUUUUUUUCCACAUGAUGACAGCCGUUCUGGUUCUAGGGAUCCUCAUGCCGUGGCUCUCCCUGUUCAUCGGGCGGCACCCCAUCAUGUGGCUGCUGGACUUUGUCACGUUAAAUGACAGAAGACUCUGUCUGCUGGGUUACUGGGUGUUUCUGGCCGUUGUGGCGACUUGUGUUGUCUUACACCAGAACCACCAGCGGCAAUCAGGAUCCAAGAAGCACCAGGCCUCCACGGUUGUCAGAAAGUACUUUCACCUGAUUGUAGUUGCCACAUUUGUUCCAGGACUGAUAUAUGACCGGCAGCUUCUCCACGUGGCGUCUGUGGGCUGCUUGGCGGUCUUCUUGUUUCUGGAGUAUGUGCGUUACUUUCGGAUCAGGCCGCUCGGUCAGCUCCUCAGGCAGGUGCUGACUUUGUUCCUGGAUGAGCGGGACUCUGGGCCUCUCAUCCUGACCCACGUCUACCUGCUGCUGGGCAUGUCUCUACCUAUAUGGUUGUACCCAGGACCCUGCGUUCCAAAGGGGACUCUUCCAGGUGCAGGUGGGCUGGUGCCCUAUGCAGGUGUGCUUGCUGUGGGGGUCGGAGACACCGUGGCGUCCGUGUUCGGCAGCACCAUGGGGGAGAUCCGCUGGCCUGGCACAAAGAAAACAAUGGAGGGGACUGCAACAUCUGUGUUCGCCCAGAUCAUAGCAGUAGCUAUGUUCCUCAUCUUUGAUGGGAGCAUCAAUCUGAACUCCACCUACUCGUGGAUUGUUGGCUCCGUCACUCUGGUGGCCAUGCUGGAGGCCUACACCUCCCAAAUAGACAACCUUCUACUCCCACUCUACCUCUUCAUCCUGCUGCUGCUCUGAGCAGACAGAUGGCACAAACAAAAACAAAUCCCUCCCACUGUCCUCAGCUGUCUUUAGUGGGGCAAUAAGAAUGAAGAAUUUGGUGGUGAAAAAAAGUGCAAGAUAUGAGAACAAAUAUGAUAGUUGAUGUAAUAGAAAUAUCUUUAGGAAACAGUGUAAUCUUUUUCUUUCUAGCACAUUAAACAAUUGAGAAUCUAACAGCUUAGUCCAGCUGGGUAAUUUUUUAUGUCAAAUCAAUAUGGCACUAAAAAUUCUGCUUUAAGAGGCAACAGACAUGACAUUAGCAUGACGUUAGUGCCUGUUACCUGUAGAUCACAAAUAAUCUCGGCUGCUUGAGGAAUGAAACAAUCAUUCAGAAUAAGUUACAAAGACAUGCGGGGAAAAGUUGCUAAAAUGAGUCUGUAUUAUUAACUGUAGUAGUAUACGGUUUCUUCUGCAUGUCACUGUCCUGACUGCAAGGUAUUUGACUGCUGACACAAAGUCCACCUGAAUUAUGCAACAGGAGAUAGUUUAACCAAGUGGAAAAACAUCCUUUAAACACCCCCACAGAUCCCUGGAUAGAACAGACGCUGCUAACAUAUCUUGAUCAUCAGUGAGAACGUUCCCCUCUCCUGUCCUUGACGGAUUCAUGCCUUUGUAUUGCCUUUGAAGAACAUUAUUUCAAGUUUGCUUGUUGAUACGACUUUUCUUAGUCAACAUUUUUGUUAUGACAUUAUUUUGCCUCCCCAAUGGCAAUAUGAAAAGACUUAACUGCUGAAAAUAUUUGCCUUAAGAUGUAUCUUUUCUACACACAUUUCACUCAUUAUAACUACUGUUGUAAAUGAUGUAGAUGAAAGCAUGGCGGCCCUCUCAACUCUUCUUAAUAAGGGCUGAUUUAUACUGCACUAUGGCAGAAGUCAUUAUGCUCAUGCAUGACACUGAUGUGAAAUACAGUACUGUAACAUGUACACAGGUAUCCUACAGUACAUCUUUUUGUUUGGUAAACUGAAUUUGUUUUCUGUAUCUCUGGUUUUCUGGGACCCCUUAAGUUUAGAGUAAUGUGUACAUUUCCCUGUUCUACUGAGCCUUCAAACCCUGCAGAGUUCUGGAGUCUGUCGACAAGCUUUGGGCGUCAAUAGUUCAUAAGAGCCCUUUAUUUCUUUGCUGCAACUUUUCCAUGUUGUUUUAUUUUAGCUUUAAAACUAUUCACAAAUGAAGUCAGGUUUCAUUUCAUCAUUCUUUGAUGAGGAUGGUAAAGUUCUCAAUCAAAACUUGUUUUCAGCAUGAAUUUCCAGCCUUCGUGUUUUUGAUGUUUUAACGAUUAAUGAGCAUGAUCUUCCUCGUAUGUUGUUUUUGCCAUCAUCAUUGCAUUUUUGAAAAUAAUAUUGCAUGUUGAGUGCAUCAGAGAUGAAAGGUUACGUUAUUAAGAGUUCUCUUCUUAUGUUUAUAAAUGAGUUAUGAAGCAGAUUCUUUGCUACUGAGUGAUCUCAAUUUGCCUUCAUUAACAUUUACCUUUGAUUUCCUUUUUUAUUUAUAGGCUAUGACAUGGUUCCUGAUUCAUGCACAUGUUAUUUUGUAUUGAAAAUGCGUCUUAAAAAUGAACAUACUUGAAAAUAAAAUACUCACUGUUGUCUGUAAAAUCUGAA